AUGGAAAACGCAUUUGAAAACGCCGACACCGUCGUGGAGGAGGUGAUGGAACACCUGAUAGCGGAAGUGGUUUCGGACUCGAGUAAUAUAGAGACGACCGUCCACUCGGUUCUAAAAGACAUCAUGGCAAUGGAAUUUGGACACCAAAAUACAACACUGGAAACCGACACCGUUUCAGAGGAAUGCCGAGACAGACGGAUGGUCGCCAUUGUAGAUCAGUUGGUCGAUGCAAUUGUGCACCUAGUGUCCGAAAAGUUGUCCGCCGCGCCGCACGUGCAGCCCGGAGACGGAAACGUUGUACUGCGGUGCGAGGAGGAAGAGGAAGAGAAGGAGGAGGAGGAGGAGAAGAUGGCCACCGGUGGAGACUUUGAGGUCGUCUUGUACGAAGAAGCUUCCACCGAGGAUGGGGCGGAGAUCGACGAACCACCGGCAACACAAGCGGCAGUCUCUUCACGCGGGCGGGUCAGGCGAUUGGCGGCCGCCGCGUGGAGAGGAGUGAAACGGGCCGGACGAGCAGUGAUUUGCCUGGGUUGCUGA
Messenger RNA from Macrosiphum euphorbiae (potato aphid), 537 nucleotides. NCBI's taxonomy places the organism in Eukaryota, Metazoa, Arthropoda, Insecta, Hemiptera, Aphididae. The record is from the annotation of a GenBank genome assembly.